This is a messenger RNA of Kluyveromyces marxianus DMKU3-1042, 1539 nucleotides long. RefSeq names its product putative metalloreductase (gene AIM14). Lineage: Eukaryota; Fungi; Ascomycota; Saccharomycetes; Saccharomycetales; Saccharomycetaceae. The coding region runs from base 1 to 1539 and encodes 512 amino acids. The transcript has a single exon. Gene Ontology annotation, molecular function: oxidoreductase activity. Gene Ontology annotation, cellular component: plasma membrane. The record is from RefSeq and is a predicted model, not a curated record.
AUGGAGUCACUUGACCUUAUUAAAAGACAUGGAUCCACUCAUUAUGCCAAUAUACAUUAUGGGUAUUAUGUUCUUGGAGUAAUAGUUUUCUAUGUCUUAUUCUUAAUGUUGAUGAGGCGAGUAAUUCCAACCAGGUACACCAAAAUCUCGCCAUGGAAAAACAAACUUCUACAAAGCAUAAGAACGGCGUCACCAAUCUUUCAUCUGCCAUUACUUGCGGUUCUUGUGUUUGCUCCCUUCAUACAUCAUUACUCAUUCAUAGGGAACAUUUCUGUUUACAUCAAAAGAUUAGGUCGCCUGGGGUAUGUUUUGGUGAUUCUCAACGUCCUUUUAACAUUGAGACCUGUCAAUCCAAUUCUUGGAUUUAACUACCUUGAUUUCAUCCCAUUGCAUAAGUGGCUUUCUAGAUUUAUCACGGUGUUAGGUCUCUGUCACGGUAUUGCCUUUAUUAUCAAAUGGUCUGUUAAUUCAGACGUAUCUGUCAAAUCUAAGGUAACUGCAUUGUACAAUUUUAUUGGUGUCAUUGCAUUUUUACCUUUAUUUGCCAUAUUAUUCCUGUCCAUCCGCCCUUAUAGACGCCAUAACUACAAUGUCUUCUAUGUUGUUCAUCAAUUGGCCCAAUGGUCUAUGGUAUUCUUGAUACCAAUUCAUGCUAGACCUAAAGUCACUGUACCAUAUUUCCUUUGUUUGCUUGCCAUAUAUAUAUGGAGAGCAUUCAGUUACUGCUACUACGCAAACACGGUAAAUAUAACACAGAGAAUUAAACAAGACCAAUCCCUCUCUUAUAUCAAGGUUGAAAGGGGAAAUAUUAGAGAUUGGCUACCAGGGUCACACCUACGUAUAUCAAAGCAUAAAAAGACCAAUCCCCUGUAUUGGUUAACUCCUACAAAACCAUAUACAAUAGCUUCUCUACCGGAUGAAAACCAAGUGGAUUUGAUUGUUAGGGAAAAAGCAGUUCCCUAUGUUACGGUUGGCGAGUAUACUGUCGUGGAUGUGUACAAUACAGUUUCACCAUCCUUUUUAUAUGACUCUCAAAGGGUAGCUAUUGUAGUUGGGGGAAGUGGUAUAUCAUUUGGAUUAGGUGUAUUUAAGUUUCUUCAAGCUAGAAAUCUGGAAUACCUUAAGUUUAUAUGGCUGGUUAAAGAUAAAGACGACUUGCAUAUUUUAAAUCACUGUAAUGUUGAUGUCAAUGAUAUCGAAGUAUAUGUUACAAGAUCCUUCCCUGAUGAUGAUACACAAACUAAGUCCCAUGAUACAAAUAACAAUAAUAGUAAUAGUUCUGCAUUUGACGACAUAGACUUUGAAUUGGAGAACAUGGAUGAGUCUGGUGCUUUACUCUCAAAUGACCCAAAAAUGCCUCCAAAUAUCCAUUUUGGCAAAAGGUUAGACUGGCAAGUCGAUUUAGCUCAUUUUAUUGAAACACAUGCCCUAGAAAAUACGUGGCUUGUAUGUUGCGGUCCAGAAUCACUUCUAAAAGAUGGUCAAAAUUAUGCGAAUCAAAAUUACUGUAACUUUGUGAAAGAGUUUUACAACCUAUAA